AUGAGCUGCAUGGAACCAAAAUCAUCACAGGAAUUUGAUACUUCCCUGGAUAGUGCCCUCGAAAACGACCCUUACGUUGUCGUCUACUACACUGCCGUUUGGUGUGGUCCAUGCAGAGCCAUUGCACCGGUCUUUUCAAAUGCCUCCAUAGAUAAUCCAAAGGUCAGGUUCUUCAAGGUCGAUAUUGACCAAAACCAAGGAUCCAAAAGAGUUGGUGCCAUCUCCUCUGUUCCAAAGUUUGAAUUCUACAAGAACGGUACCAAGGUUUCCGAAUUUUCUGGUGGUCGGGCCUCUCCUGCCAACCCCCAAAAGCAUCUUGCUGAUCUCCAAGCCUAG
This is a messenger RNA of Cavenderia fasciculata, 336 nucleotides long. RefSeq names its product thioredoxin (gene trxC). The coding region runs from base 1 to 336 and encodes 111 amino acids. The record is from RefSeq and is a predicted model, not a curated record. NCBI's taxonomy places the organism in Eukaryota, Evosea, Eumycetozoa, Acytosteliales, Cavenderiaceae. The transcript is spliced from 3 exons.